AUGCUCGAUGCUCAGACAAGCUUUUUGGCCUGGGGAGAACGACACAAGGACAAUCUUCCUGCACAGACUCGGGGCUCAAUGGAGCACAUGCUUCGGUAUGAAGAACUAGAAAGAGAAUUGAUGGAGGAAGAGCUCCCUGACCUUAACUCGGAAGUUAGUAAGCUAAUACUUUACGCUCAAAGAAACUACAAUCCUUCUUUGGCUGGGUUGGAAGGUGAAUUUACUAGAGUUAUUAGAGUUGUCAAGGAACUGGUCGAAGUGAGCGACUUGAAAGGAUUUAUGAAUAACCUAGACGUAGCUUUGAGCGACGAGGAAGACAGUACGGUUGGUGAUGAAUGGGGACUUGGAAUUUGGCUUGAGAUUCUACAAAUUGGUCGAGUGGUGACUAGUAAGGUUGAACGCUUUGAGAAAUACGCCUCUUCGCUCUAUGAGAGUCAGGAUUGGACAGAAGAAAGCAAGAGAAAGCUAGAACGGGAAUCUGAACUAGAUAGGGUGGUGGAGAUGGUACGUCAAUGGCGCGCGUUAGCUAACUCUGAUCCGAAUAUGAACGAUGAGGCUACAGCGAGUAACUCCGUGACUGAUAUUAUGUGGUUUUGCGAAAGACUCGCACUAGCUAACGCAAAAAGGAGAAAAGAUAUUCAGGACCCUGAUCAUCCUUUGAAUUGGGAGAGUGCCAAAACAGCAGAAUCCUUUUCCUACUUGCACUUUCCAAAACUGCGCGUUCCCAGUCCUUCUAUACCACGGACAUACUCAAUGGAUGGAUCACAUACGGGCGUUACAUCAUCACCAGUGGAUUUGCUAUAA
Aspergillus affinis is the source of this 804-nucleotide messenger RNA. RefSeq lists its product as uncharacterized. The record is from RefSeq and is a predicted model, not a curated record. Lineage: Eukaryota; Fungi; Ascomycota; Eurotiomycetes; Eurotiales; Aspergillaceae. The coding region runs from base 1 to 804 and encodes 267 amino acids. The transcript has a single exon.